Molecule: messenger RNA, 1060 nt
Organism: Alternaria alternata
Lineage: Eukaryota; Fungi; Ascomycota; Dothideomycetes; Pleosporales; Pleosporaceae
Product: class I glutamine amidotransferase-like protein
Exons: 3
Coding region: 239-985 (248 amino acids)
Cellular component (GO): cytosol; nucleus
Source: RefSeq, a predicted model, not a curated record
AGUUGUCUUUGAAUCACGCGUGAUUCGUCUUUGAGUCUCAGAUUCACGCCACCGCUGGGAUUGGGAUAGCGAAGAUGAAACCAGGGAGAGCCAGGAAGAGCCAGAGCUGACAAGCUUUCGUAGUGCAGGUGCCAACGAGCCGAAUCACGCUAGUGCUCCCGAAUUCGCCGUCACUUUCCCGUUAUCAAAGACGGCGUUAUCUCGCUCUUUGCAACUCGAAUCGUAGACAUCCAGAAACAUGAAGACACCUCUUAGAAUAGCUAUCCUCGAAUGCGACACGCCGCCAGCCGCGGUUGUCGAGAAGUACGGCAGAUAUGACCGUAUCUUCACAACGCUAUUGGAAACCGCAGCCACGGAACUGGGCUUAUCGCCGAAGCAAGAUCUCGAAUUGAGCGCAUUUGAUGUAGUCACAGCGCAGGAAUAUCCAGACUUGGAAAAUGUAGAUGCCGUACUGAUCUCGGGCUCGAAACACAACUCCUUCGACAACGACCCGUGGAUUCUAAAGCUGGUCGAGUUCACGGAGAGACUGUUGAAGCAAGAUCGGAUUCGUAUCAUCGGUGUUUGCUUUGGUCACCAAAUUCUUGGAAGAGCUGCAGGGGUCAAAGUUGGACGCAGCGACAAUGGAUGGGAAAUCUCGGUGCUGCCAGUACAACUCACCGCAAAAGGCAAAGAGAUCUUCCAACAGGAUACCUUGGCAAUCCACCAAAUGCAUAAAGACAUUGUCUUCGAGUAUCCGGAAGGCGUGGAGAAACUGGGUGGAUCACCACGGUGUUUGGUGCAGGGCAUGUACAAAAAGGGCAAGCUCAUCUCUGUGCAAGGACAUCCUGAGUUCACCGAGCCUAUCGUAAGCUACUUGGUCAAGAUGAGGGCGGAGCAGGGUAUUUUUGAAGACGAGCAGGCAAAGGAUGCACUGGCGAGGGUCGGGAAUCACCAUGACGGAGUAGUCAUUGCCAAAGCGUUCUUGAGAUUCUUGCUUGAGGAUUAGGAAUAAUCGGAUGUUAAGCUUAAAAGAUGCUUAAUAGUCGAAUAUAGCUAUGUGCCUGCAUGCCGAUAACUAGCC